AUGCACAAAAAACUCUUCGUAGGGGUACCCGAGGGAGUAUCACUCACGCUGGAGGGUACGGCAGAAGAGAAAAAGGAAGAGGCGUCUAAGGAGGAGAAAAAAGAAGAGGCAGCAGAAGAGAAAAAAGAAGAGGCAGCAGAAGAGAAAAAGGAAGAGGCAGCAGAAGAGGAGAAGGAAGAAAAGAAGGAAGAGGCGGCAGCGGACGCGGGACCAGCGUCAACAUGUCCCAAGAAGUCUGAGGAUCUGAAGACAGUCUACGAGCUCAAAGCUUGCGCUUAUGCUGCAAUCUGAAGAAUAGAAAUAGAGCCGUCUUCAUCGAAGUCGAACGUCAAGACUGUAGAUUAAAGUGUCACAAGAUGUUGAAAAAGAAGAAUAAUAUAUAUUUAGCAUAUGAAUAUCAAUCUUCAUUUUCCCUCAGAUGCCGCAAAGAGACUGGGAGAUAUGACCACGAAGUUGAAGACAGCGUCGUGUCUGGAGAUCUUCAAGCAAUGUCGGAGUAAUGUUAAGGAAUCGAAGGUCAUUUGUUGGCGUUACGAACAUUCUAUUAUACCUUGCAGACUCCCUAUCUUGGACCGUGAUAGCCCUUAAUCAUCUUGAUCUUUUGCUGUAGUGAGACCUCAUGCACACAGGUAGCCCCUAUACCUCACGAAGAGGCACAUCAAUCAAUCAAUUUUGUUGUAGUGAGACAGAACAACGACUAAUGCUGCUCCUGAUAUUAGAAUUCUCAAUAAUACCAGGAGCAGCAUUAGUCGUUGUAUUCAUGAUAGAUAUUAACAUUGUGUCCACAAUAGAAUCUAGACUUUAAUCUAUUGAGUAGAUGAUUUCAAUUCAGUCCUCGUAUGCUCCUCUAGACCGAGGAGCAGAGUACUCAACUCGAAGUAUCAUCGAAAGUAUUCAACUAGAAAUCUAGACCAGGGAGCAGAGUAUUCAACUCGAAGUAUCAUCGAAAGUAUUCAACUAGAAAUCUAGACCAGGGAGCAGAGUAAUCAACUCGAAGUAUCAUCUAGAAGUACUAGUUCAUGCCACGUCUAAGAAUGAGCAUGGCAUGAAGGAGGUGGGGGAUGAGGGCAAGAAGACUGGCGCGAGAAGCGAUUUUUGGGAUCUAGAGAUGUGGAACAAAAAAUGCGCGGAUGUUCUAUUCGAAAUGGAAAAUUAUGGUCAAUAUUUCUUUUGCACAGAAAUUAUAGGAGUAUCAUGAGUAACCACUAACUACACUCACAGAAGAUCACAGAAGUUUCAGGGAACAAAUCGUGUGUCCCGCCGAACCGCAAAGCGUCUUCAACUAACACUCAGAGGACAUGAAGAAAGGUAAAAACACAACAAGUGAAAGAGAACAAGAACGUGAAGGGAUCAUUAUAGUGCUUUUACUAACUCUUCACGUACUAGUCGCAGCCAGGUAGAUGAGCCAGCUGGAUUUCUCAGAAACAAAAAUGUAAUUAUAUAUCAGUAUCUUUAUAAAUACUUGCGGCGAUUUUCGUUUUUGAGUACUAGACCAUGACCACCUAUUCUUGUUUGUUUGUCUUGAUGCGCUCCGGCUCCGGGCAACGCGUACGAUCACGCCGGUUUUCUUCUUUCUUCGUGUGUUUUGUGCUAUGGUGGCCGCAGCGACUAUGAUGUUCCUAGCCUUGCUGUUCUUCUAAUAAGAAGGAGAUAAGGACAAGGGCGAUGACAAGGACGCCAAAGAAAUGGAGCAGGAUGGUCUUAAGGCACCCGAUGGAGGACCCUCAACAUCAUCCUUGGCUUGGUGGCGGUGCGGCUAGUUACUUCCUCUGCAACAGGAGGGAAAAAAUCUCUUCAACAGCACACAUGCUAGUACCUUAUUGAGGGGGGAUCUUCCUUGACUAUUUUCCUAAGGGGAAGAGCGAGGCGCGGCCAAGGAUGCAGUUGUCAGGGUUGUUGCGAACGCGGUAGCUCUAAGGAUCACGCCGACGGGGGUUUUUCCUCUUUCUCAGCAUUACAACUACAGGUGCUGAGAACUGCGUGUAGUGGAAAGAAAGAUAGUGAUAGCCACGGUCUCUGCAAGAAGUUACACGCCGCAAUCGCAAAUAACGAAGAUGAUUUGGUACUACUUACUCUUAUAUUAAUGAUUUGCUGCAUCUUCCUCUGUCUUCUAAGUAAAUCAAAAAAUUCAAAUCUUUCACUAGCUUCAACUAGAGCAUAGCCAUUUGACGAUCAUCCCCAUCCGGAUGAUCCCCUCCAGGCAACAGAAGCCGCAGCAUGGGUGAAAGAGGAGGAAGAACCGGCACCAGGCCACUCUCCGACACCUCCAGCCAAGAAGAAGGAGCAAAAUCUAGCCAACCUCUUCAAGAAAGACGAAGCGGCCAAAAAGAAGGAGCUGCCGGACGAGAGUUGGUUAGUUAUGGUGAGAAUUAGAUACUCGAAAACUGAAAAUAACCGAGUUACUGACUGA
Molecule: messenger RNA, 2410 nt
Organism: Amoebophrya sp. A25
Lineage: Eukaryota; Dinophyceae; Syndiniales; Amoebophryaceae
Source: the annotation of a GenBank genome assembly